AGACUCCUGAGUGGACCUGCAUGAGUGAGUGAGUGAGUGGGCGCUUCACUGCAUAAAAAAGCACUGGAGGCGGAUGAAUCUAAACUUCAGUACACCAGAAACGCAAACUUUGCAUAAGAUCAUCCAUUAAUAAAACCAAUCUGUCCCAAAGGCGGCGUGUGUUCAGCUGAGUAUCUCGGACAAAAACAGCAAGAAAGGUCUAAAAACCGAGUGAUUAAUAAAGCAAGGACUACGUUUCGAGGCGGAGUGUUACUGGCUCCUGCUUGGGGUUGCAGAGCGCUGGGUUUUCAGCUCUGCUGAGUUGUCUAGAGUCGGUCUUUGACAAUCAAAACUUUUUUUUUUUUUUUUUUUUUUUCCAUAAAUAAAAUCUGAGAUUGAGUUGAGCACAGGGGCUUGUAAAAAAGGUUUUAGAACAUGUCUUCUAUUUUGCCUUUUACUCCCCCGAUUGUUAAAAGGCUUCUAGGCUGGAAAAAAGGCGAGCAAAACGGACAGGAAGAGAAAUGGUGCGAGAAAGCGGUGAAAAGUCUGGUGAAGAAGUUGAAAAAGACGGGACAACUGGACGAACUGGAAAAAGCGAUCACAACUCAGAAUAUUAAUACGAAAUGCAUCACCAUACCCAGGUCUCUGGACGGCCGGUUGCAGGUCUCUCACCGGAAGGGCCUGCCGCACGUCAUCUACUGCCGGCUGUGGCGCUGGCCAGACCUGCACAGCCACCACGAGCUGCGGGCCGUCGAGAUGUGCGAGUACGCCUUUCACACCAAGAAGGACGAGGUCUGCGUCAACCCCUACCAUUACCAGCGGGUGGAGACGCCAGUGUUGCCUCCUGUGCUGGUGCCGAGACACACAGAGAUCCCCAAUGAGUACCCUCCUCUCGAUGACUACAGCCAUUCCAUCCCCGAGAACACCAACUUCCCCGCAGGCAUUGAGCCCCAGAGCAACUACAUUCCAGAAACCCCACCGCCAGGCUACCUCAGCGAGGAUGGGGAGACGAGCGACCACCAGAUGAACCACAGCAUGGAUGCAGGUUCUCCGAAUUUGUCACCUAAUCCAGUUUCCCCUGCACACAGCAGCUUGGCAGACCUGCAGCCUGUCACAUACUGCGAGCCGGCGUUCUGGUGCUCCAUAUCGUACUACGAGCUGAACCAGCGGGUGGGGGAGACUUUCCACGCGUCCCAGCCUUCGCUCACCGUGGAUGGGUUCACCGACCCCUCCAACUCUGAGCGCUUCUGCCUGGGCCUGCUGUCCAAUGUGAACAGAAACGCAGCCGUGGAACUCACCCGGAGACACAUCGGCAGGGGUGUCCGGCUGUACUACAUCGGGGGAGAGGUGUUUGCAGAGUGCCUGAGCGACAGUGCCAUCUUUGUUCAGAGUCCGAACUGCAAUCAGCGCUAUGGCUGGCACCCAGCCACAGUCUGUAAGAUCCCUCCAGGGUGCAAUCUGAAAAUCUUCAAUAACCAGGAGUUUGCCGCUCUGCUAGCGCAGUCAGUGAACCAGGGCUUCGAGGCGGUGUACCAGCUGACCAGGAUGUGUACGAUCCGCAUGAGCUUCGUCAAGGGCUGGGGGGCUGAGUACAGGCGGCAGACUGUGACCAGCACCCCCUGCUGGAUCGAGCUGCACCUCAACGGCCCUCUGCAGUGGCUCGACAAGGUGCUCACGCAAAUGGGCUCCCCCAGCAUCCGCUGCUCCAGCGUGUCGUAAGAAAAUCCCUCCCCCGCCCCAGACCGGAACUCCUGUGAGACAGAACCCGCGUGGGGUCUGAAGAAUCGCAGCGUUGCUGGUUUCAUUCGCUUUUCAAUGCCACUUCUGCCACUUCUCAAAGACUUGUUAGCACUUUCUGUGGUAAAAGCCAAGGGCAAAGUGCAUUGGAGACAGUACCGGUUAGGAUGCCUUCCCAGAGCCGGUAUCACGUGAUUAUUUUGUUUGGUUUUAUUUGUCUGUUGUUGUAUUGGUUUGUUUUUUAUGUGUUUUGGCAGGUGGUGCCAGAAGCAGUAGCAUGGGAGUAAUAUUCCUGAAAUUGCAGGAUUUCUGCUUCUCUUCUUUGAAUUGUACAGGUAGAACCUUUUAGGGAAUAGUUUAUAACAGGAGCAGUUUGCAAUAAUGCUUGUUUCUUUGUAUUAAAAGAAAAAAAAAACAUUGAAGAUUUAACACCUUGAAUAAAAGGUUUAGUUUUUAGAGCAAAAGAAAUGAAAAAGCUCACAUUAGUUUAUCUUAAUCGUAUCAAACAAACCAUCGCUUUCAACUGAAAGAGUACGCUGCAUUUUUACUUUCACACAAUGUGGAAAAGGGGAACACAUUCAGAAAGUAUCUUUCUUUUAUAAUGAUUGAUAGUGCUGAGAUUUCGCCCUGGCAGUGAGUGAGAAUGCAUGCUCAGUCUAGGGAGGGGUGGGAGUAAGACUCCAAUUGCAUAGCAAAGUGAUCUAUUCCAGGUUCCACUGUUGACUUUAAUUAGACACGCCUGAGUUUGUUACCGAUACACUGUGGCUAAUCAAGCUUGUAUUAAAACCUGGAAUGGGUGAAACUGCUAUGCAACAGGAGUCUUACUUCUGUCCCUGCAUUCUCUUAUGAUGAUGUUUUGCUGGACAUUGUGUUUUUCAGUUUGGUAACUUGCUGCAGUGUGAAGGCAGUGGAUGUUAGAAGCUCAGUUUCUACCCGCCCCUGUGAUAUCACAGUCCGUUGUUCAUGGGCUUCAUCUUACUGCAGUUCAUAAAUUCCACUGUGGGACACAAGCCACAAAUCAUUAACGAGCUACAUUAUUUGACCCAUACUGAAUGCAUCUCAAAAGAACUGAACUUGACCAGUAAAGUGCUGGUGAAUCAGCAACUGUGUAACAAUGCAAACAUGAAUACAACUACUGUAUGCAGUAGUUUUGUUGAAAUGUAGUUUUGUAUUGAAUUAAUUUAUUACUGAGCAGACGAGGAAGUUCAGUUGUAAUUUCUCCAAAUGCUUUAAUAAAGCAGUCCUGUUUCAGCAAUGGUUUCUUUUAUUGACAGUCGUAAAGGAACCUGUAAAUACUGUAUAUAGACACAAACUGAAUGA
Molecule: messenger RNA, 3036 nt
Organism: Polyodon spathula (Mississippi paddlefish)
Lineage: Eukaryota; Metazoa; Chordata; Actinopteri; Acipenseriformes; Polyodontidae
Product: mothers against decapentaplegic homolog 3
Exons: 9
Coding region: 415-1698 (427 amino acids)
Biological process (GO): anatomical structure morphogenesis; regulation of transcription by RNA polymerase II; transforming growth factor beta receptor signaling pathway
Cellular component (GO): heteromeric SMAD protein complex
Molecular function (GO): RNA polymerase II cis-regulatory region sequence-specific DNA binding; DNA-binding transcription factor activity, RNA polymerase II-specific; I-SMAD binding
Source: RefSeq, a predicted model, not a curated record